This is a messenger RNA of Setaria italica (foxtail millet), 453 nucleotides long. RefSeq lists its product as uncharacterized. The transcript has a single exon. The coding region runs from base 1 to 453 and encodes 150 amino acids. Lineage: Eukaryota; Viridiplantae; Streptophyta; Magnoliopsida; Poales; Poaceae. The record is from RefSeq and is a predicted model, not a curated record.
AUGCAGGCGUACUCGCUCGGGCAAAUCGACAUCUCUGUCAUGUUUGGAGACCACGCCAACUUCCACACAGAGGUCCUGACCUUCGAGGUGGUGGACUUCCCAGGGUCCUACCACACCAUCCUGGAGCGUCCAUGCUAUGCCAAGUUCAUGGCAGUCCCCAACUACACCUACCUCAAGCUGAAGAUGCCGGGACCGAACGGCGUCAUCACCAUGGGUAGCACCUUCUCGCACACUUACACAUGCGACCACGAGCACUACAAGCUCGCCACCAGCAUCGUCAACAGUGCCGAGCUCCCGAAGCUCGUGAACACGGCGGCACCGGCCAUCCCCGACUACAACGAGCCAACCUCCAUGAGCGCCUUCCAUCCGAUCGAGGAAACCAAGGUGGUGGAGGUCGACCCCAGCGACCCAACCAUGAUGGUGCGGAUCAGGAUCAAGCUCCCAACCAAAUAG